UUCUGCACGCCAAGUGCCGCCAACUCUUCGGGGCCGGCCCGCCUCUUGGGUGCUCGGAGCAGGGCUCUCGUUGCCUCUGAGGGGAGCGACUGCUUUCAGGCUGACCCGGGAGGUUCGCUGUCUCGCUCGAGCGCCUCAGGAGGGGCGAUCAUGUGGGAUGAGGCAGACCUCGGUCUCGGCGGUGGGGAGCCAAAUAUCGGCGGGGCCGUUCAGAGAUCGAUUCAGAGCCGGGCCGCCUCGCUCGCUCGCCCGCUCUUUCUGGUUCACUGCGUUUAAUCCGCUUCCCUGAACGGCCGCGUCGAGGCCGUGAAUCAGAGCCGUCCCUCCUCAUCCCACUCUUUCGCGCUCUCCGGCGAUGUUCGCUUCCAAAUCCAACUCCGUCUCCCCGUCCCCGUCCAUGGACCCGGCCGAUUCGGACGCCCUGGACAUCAGCACCAAAGUGCAGCUCUACGGGGUGCUCUGGAAGAGACCCUUCGGGAGGCCCUCAGCCAAAUGGUCCCGCAGGUUCUUUAUGAUCAAGGAGAGUUUCCUGCUGUACUAUGCUGAAAAUGAAAAGAAGAACUUUGAAAACAAUCGGUACUUUAAUAUCCACCCUAAGGGUGUCAUACCUCUUGGCGGCUGCAUCGUAGAAGCCAGGGAAGAACCCAACAUGCCUUAUGCAAUGAAGAUCUCCCAUGAGGAUUUCCAUGGUAACAUCAUCCUAGCAGCAGAAUCAGAGUAUGAACAAGCCCAGUGGCUGGAGAUGCUGAAGGAAUCUGGGAAAGUGACUUGGAGAAAUGCUCAGCUGGGAGAAGCCAUGAUCGAGAGCCUUGAAGCCCAGGGUCUCCAGCUGGCCAAGGAGAAACAAGAAUAUUUAGAUAAACUGAUGGAAGAGACAGAGGAGUUGUGUCUGCAGAGGGAACAGAGAGAGGCUCUGGAGCGCCUGAACCAGGUCUUAGAAGCAGAGAAGCAGCAGUUUGAGGAGGUGGUGCAAGAUCUGCGGGCAGAGCAAGAGCAGAUCAAACGAGAACUGGAAAUGACUGCCCGGUCCCUCAAAGGAGUGGAAGAGGAAAAGAAAGGGCUCCGAAAUCUGACAGAAACACUGCAGAAAACACUGGAAGAACUCUCCCUGGAAAAACAGCGGACCCUGGAAAUGCUGGAACAAAAGGAAAGUCACCUGCAGCCUCCAGUCAGCCCUAGCGAGCAACCAGAUGCUACUGGUGGCCUGCAGAGCAGCCUGCACCAGAUUGAGGAGAAAAUGCACCAGCUGCUGGAGGAGAAACUCCUGGCCGAGAAGAGAAUGAAGGAGAACGAGGAGCGUUCCCGAGCCCUGGAGGCAGAGCGGGAAUUCUACUCUUCCCAGUCGCAGGCUUUACAAAACUCACUGUUGGAGCUCACUGCUGAAAAGCAGAAGACAGAACGAGACCUCAAGGCAGAAGUCAAGGUCCGCAUGGAGCUGGAGAGGCGUUUGCGUGAGGCAGAGGAGGCCCUGCAGAGCCUGGAGCAGGGCCUGAAUUGUAAACAUCGGAACAGAGAGAAGGAGGAGAAAAUGAAGGCCGAUGUCAGCAACCUGAAGAAAUUUUUUGAGGAGUGCAUCCGGAAUGCUGAAUUAGAAGCCAAAAUGCCUGUGAUUAUGAAGAACUCUGUGUACCUCCACAAAGCUGCCACACGCAGGAUAAAAAGCUGCAGAUUUCACCGCAGAAGAUCCAGCAAUACAUGGAAUGACUUGCGACAGUCACAAUCAUUCAUGUACUCAGAGGCUGAAAGCAUAGAAGAUCUGAAGCAAGCUGCCAAAAGGUUGACCCAGGAUCAGCAUUUCCGGGAAACCAUCUAUCAAAUUAUGAUUUCACGGCAAGGUUCCUCCUCCUCCUCCUCUGGCAACAAGAAGUGAACUCUUGCCACCUUCCUGUGAGGAGGGAGAUCCCAACAAAUGCAUCUUGCCAUCACUCCACUCAACAAAAGCCAAACGGCCAGGGCUGGCAGCAGAGACCACAUGCCAGCCAGCAGGACCCUCUCUUUCCAAGGGAAUGAAUCUCCUCCCGUUUAGACAUGUUCUAUUGGGAUUCUACAAUCUCAGCUUAGCUAAGGACAUCUGGCCCCAUUCUGGUUGUCCUCAUUCUAUCCAUUUGGAGGGUGCCAGAUUAGGAAAGGCUGGCUUAGAGAAUGCCCAACCAAUCCUUGCAGACUAGAACAGAUACAGUUUAUGUUUGCCAGGCUGUGCUUGUCCACCUGCCGAAGAUGCCAGGUCAUCUACAGUGUGAUGAGAACAAUACUGGUGAUCUGCUUUGGGAAUUUCUGAUUGCAGCUGGCGGUCAGAUAACGUUUUCUUUGGCAUAAUUGUAGACAACUAUUUGAAUAUAUACAAGCAGUUUUUCAACUGGCCUGUUGGUGGAUAGUGAUUUGCCCUGGUUUGCCUUUUAAAAAAAAACAAAACUAUGAUAUGUUUCUAAGGUGUUGUUUUCUGUUCCCUACUUUCUCCAAGCAAUAGGAUGUUUGGGGGACACUCUUUCUGGCAGCCUUUGUUCUUGUGAGGCAAGGCAAUAAGGGACAUGUGGUCUUUGUAUAGUAUUUGUUUACCUAUAUGGGAACAGAAGGUGAGACAGAUAGAGGAAGCCACACAGCAGAGUUCUUUGAAACAACAGGGUGCUCCUAGAGUCUUCCCCAAACUGUAUCUUGCGAAGAAGCAGCAAAACAUGUUAAUUACCUAAACUAAUUCUGCUUCCCUCUCUCUCUCUCUCUCAAUCUCUUCUCACAUACAAGCACACAUCUACACAGGGCAGGCAAAAACAGGUGACGAAACACACACGAAAAGCCCCCCCGCAGCAGCCUUUUCUUUAAAUCUGCUGUCAUGUGACCUGCAAAUACAAUUCACAUUCAGAUCAGGGGCACCUUCCCUGCCUGCAUGUUUACAGUGGCUUUCAGCUUGCCACCUCUGAAUUUGAGCAACAUGGCCGGUCAUCAGGAGGUGCCACUCCCGCUGGUCUGGUCUGGUCUGGCAGUGCAAUUCCCCGCCCCCCAAAAUCUCCCACCACUGGCUUCUUAGGUGUACGGUCCAUGCUUCGCUCAACGCAGCACAGGGCCUUUGAUGCAACAAGGCCCCACCCUUUGAUUAGCCUGUUUUCCAGGCAGCAGAGUGUACUAAUAAUAAUUAUACAUGCCUGAAUCGUUCCCUUUUUUUCUGCUUUGGCCUCAUUAGGGUGCGUCUUCUGUUUUUUCCUUCUUCAGGACAGAAAGCGGGAGAGGGAAAACAUGAAGAGUCUGUGGUGGCUCCAGUUUUAUGAGACCGCUUCCCAGGUCCUCUGAGGUCAAACCCAGACCAGGCUGUGGGUUCUGCGCUUCUGUGUAGUCAAAUGCUAAUCAGCAUUGUAUUUAUUUAAUCAGAGCGGUGUGUGCUCUUAGGAGGUGAAAGUCCUGCAAAAUGUAGAGAAUGUAAAUAGUCAGGAGAAGCGGGGACCAGAAAGCUUCCUCACUUAGGCUCUGUUCAAAGCCUUUUUUGCGGACUGUCUAACGGUCGGCGGCAAGUUGCACAGCCACUGGUCUCCAUUCGAACAUAGAUUGUUGAUCUUGCUGGGGAGAAGAUGGGAGCAGAACAUGUACCACUACAAUUGUGCUGCCAGUUAACUAGCUGCGGGAACAUAAGCUAACUGCGCACAGUUGCAUUUUCUGGCUUGCACUGCCCUAACAAAAAUGGAAAUGGAAAUUGGUGAAUCUGUGGGAAAAUGAUCACUAGCUAGGAAACCCCAGCAGCCCCCUAAUUGGCAGGUAAUUUAAGGAGAGCUGGCUCCCUCUAGUGGCACUAGCCAUGAAGUUACCAUACGUUCUACUUUGCUGGUUGUAAAUAAAGGCCAGCGUCGGACUAAAAGUAAUCCCAUUGAACCCCCUGCCAAAUGGUAAAUCAAUCCUUAUGUAAAUCCCAUUGCGUCAAUGCAUCUACUCUAGUUAGGACUAGCAAUAGGAUAUUGAUUAUUUGUACAGUGUUAUAUUCCUUGGCAUGCACUCCAGCUGUGAGUUACUAAUUAAUAAAAUACAUCCUUAUAAAGCAA
Molecule: messenger RNA, 4022 nt
Organism: Pogona vitticeps (central bearded dragon)
Lineage: Eukaryota; Metazoa; Chordata; Lepidosauria; Squamata; Agamidae
Gene: PLEKHD1
Product: pleckstrin homology and coiled-coil domain containing D1
Source: RefSeq, a predicted model, not a curated record